GCCCGGCGCGGGAGCGCGGGGACGGGGCCCUGCCCGGCGAGGCGGGCGAGCGGGGCGCCAGGGAGGCGGCAGAGGCCUGCGGGAGGCUGGGGGUCGGGGCCGCGGGCGGCCUGGCCCCAGGGCGCCUCGCCUCCCCUGCCGGCCGCCCGGCCCCCGGCCCUCCCCAGCGUGUCCACAGGGCCGGGGCGGGAGCCGGCGGAGACUGAGCCGGGCGCCCUCCCGGGCGGGGUAGCCCGGGGCUGCGCAGGCGCCGGCGGCCCAUCGCCCGACUCGGGGUUCCCCUGACCCCUCACGUGGAGACGGCGGAGGGGGCUGGGAUCUGGGCGGGCGGGCAGGAAGGAGAGAGUUAACUGCCCUGGUGGGUCACCUGGAGGACGGGAAGCUGCCGUGGAAAGAGAGCAGGGCUGACUGCUCCGGCUCCGUGAGACCCCAGACGGGACGCCUGUCCCCUCCAGAAUGAAGGCCUUCCUGCCGUUGCUGCUGGCUGCCCUCCUGGGUGUGGAGCGAGCCCACUCCCUGGUGUGCUUCUCGUGCGUGAAUGAGAACAGCAAUUGGUACUGCCUGAAGCCCACCGUCUGUUCCGAUAUUGACAACUACUGUGUGACCAUCUCUGCAUCCGCUGGCAUCGGGAACGUGGUGGACUUUGGCUACACCCUGAACAAGGGCUGCUCCCCGAUCUGCCCCAUCCCGAGCAUCAAUCUCGGUGUGGCGUCCGUGGGCACCCACUGCUGCCAGAGCUUCCUGUGCAACAUCAGUGCCGCGGACGGUGGGCCGCGGGCCAGCGCCACCGUGCUGGGCCUCGGGCUCCUGCUCAGCCUGCUGCCGGCUCUGCUGCGGCUUGGCCCUUGACCACGGGGACCUUGGGCCCGGCCCAGACUCUCGAAGCUCAGGAAGGAAGAAAGCCCAGCUCCUCCCAAACCCAAGAGGACCUCAAGGCCUCCCCCUGACUCCUCACCCUGCCGAUCGCACCCUCUCAGCCCUGGGUCCCCCCAGACCGGCCUGCCCCCCGCAUCCACACCUGCCGGCUACCCUUCCUUCCUGGUCAGCCUUCCCGGGGGAGCCUGGGGACAGAGCCCGAGGGUCCCUGCGUCAGAACACGCUGGGACAUGCUGGGAGGAGCACCGAAUCCCAGGCCUGCCCCUCUCCAGGCCCCGUCCCCCCGUAGGUGCAGAAGAUGUGCUGUGUGGACAGCGGUGUGGUCCGUGCGCCCUGCCGGGCCCGCGUGAGUGCGUGGCCGCCUCUCGGCCUGUGUGUGGGGGAGGGGAUGGGAGUCCGCCUCAGGAGCCCAGCGUCUGCGGCCCCCAGAGCCCCAAGCGCCCACGUGGAGCCCCUUUCCCUGGCAUCUCCGCACACCUCGCUUCACGGGCAGCCUUUUGGGAGGCAGGGCUUCCACUGCUCCCCGGUCUAGGCUGCUGACCUGGGACUCUGUUCCCGCCCCCAAAUCUAGCUGCGCCCCCACCCCCCCCCCACUGGAGCCCUCCUGCUGCUUUGGUGCCUCAAAUAAACACAGAUGUUGCCACCCUU
Molecule: messenger RNA, 1524 nt
Organism: Hippopotamus amphibius kiboko
Lineage: Eukaryota; Metazoa; Chordata; Mammalia; Artiodactyla; Hippopotamidae
Gene: LY6E
Product: lymphocyte antigen 6 family member E
Exons: 4
Coding region: 457-849 (130 amino acids)
Molecular function (GO): acetylcholine receptor inhibitor activity
Source: RefSeq, a predicted model, not a curated record